CCACGGGGCAUCGCCGUCCCCGGAGUCUUAUUGCUACCUUGCCCUAGCAUUUCCCAAGUUUUAUCACUCAACUUUUAUUGCAAACGUGAUCAUAAUUCCUGUGAGACAUUUACAAACAUAUCUAAAUUCCCUCUCAAUUUUAAUUCAUACACAUGCCAUUACCUUCUGCAGAGUCACCGUCACAACUAGAAAGUUCAAAUGCACCAGCAAAUUCCCCUAAUUUAUGCAUGAUAGUUGAUAUGCCAUCUUCAAAAGGCGCUACCAAACCAUCUUCAUCCAACAUUCCACCUACGUUUAAUAUAGCUAACAUUCUAUCACCUGAAACUCAGACAGAAACAUCAAGAAGUAGACAGAAUGGAGACGAUACUGAAAUCAAACAACCAUUUUAA
Trichobilharzia szidati is the source of this 389-nucleotide messenger RNA. The record is from the annotation of a GenBank genome assembly. Lineage: Eukaryota; Metazoa; Platyhelminthes; Trematoda; Strigeidida; Schistosomatidae.